Molecule: messenger RNA, 1283 nt
Organism: Naegleria gruberi
Lineage: Eukaryota; Heterolobosea; Eutetramitea; Acrasida; Naegleriidae
Product: PQ-loop domain-containing protein
Exons: 1
Coding region: 1-1254 (417 amino acids)
Source: RefSeq, a predicted model, not a curated record
AUGGUUCACGUGAACGAUUUUUUACUAACAAACAUCAUCCCUUCAGCUCUAACAAACCUAUUCGAAACUUCUUCUCUCACACCGAAUGUAACUUUUAUGCAAACUUGUGUGAGAUUUGAUCCAGCAGGUUUCGAAUAUGUUGGCUGGGUAUGGGAUAUUUUCGGCGAAUGUGUCCACGAACCAAGAGAAAUAGCUUCCUUUGCAGUUGGCAUGAUUUCCAUUGGAUUUUGGAUGUGUGCUCUCCUGCCACAAGUCAUUGCGAAUUUCAAAAAUAGAGAUGCCUCCUCCCUGUCAACUGGCUACUUGAUACAAAUCACUUUGGGUGAUGCCUGUUCCAUGACAGCUGGUAUCAUGAGUGGUCAAUUGAUUACUCAAAUUUUAUUGAGUGCUUACUUUGUAUUAAUGGACGUUGUAAUGAUUGCUCAAUAUUUUUGUUUUGUGGUCAUUCCAAAAAUUUAUAGAAAAGUCAAAUCGAGGAAAAUUCAACCUGAAAAAAAUCAAGAAAUUGCAAAUUCUCAAAGUGAAUUGGUGAAUAAGGAGAAGGUUGAGGUAAAAUGUGAGAAUUCAAAGCAGCAGGAAACAAUUUUGAAGAGUUCGAUUUGGAUUUCAAUUUUGGCAAUUUUAGUAUUGAUUACAUUCUUUACAACUUCAACAAUGCUUUCGAAUAAUGUUGAGAAUGCACAGAAAAUGAAUCAAAAAACAAUGAGAAAACUAUUGCAUGCCAUUAAUGAAGGACAAGAAUACUCAACCACUCAACAAGAUCACAACAGUUUCACCUUCCCUCCAAACACUCCAGUUUCCAUUGUUGGUUUCUCAUUGGGUUGUUUCUGUGCCAUUCUCUACAUGGGCAGUAGAUUACCUCAAAUCUUUUUGAAUUUCAGAAGAAAAACAUGUGAUGGUCUCUCACCUAUUUACUUUGGAAUUGGUAUUUUAGGAAAUGUUUGUUAUUGUGUUUCGAUUUGGUUGUACUCUUCAGAUUCGGCUUAUUUAAUGACACGUAUUCCUUGGUUAGUGGAAUCGACUGUAAAUAUAUUUUUGGAUAUUUUCAUCAUGUGGCAAUUUGUGUAUUACAAUUACUUGUAUAAGGGAAAGAAACCAGAAAGUAAGGAAGUAAAGAAUAAGAAAGUGGAAGAAUUGAAAGUUGUUUCUGCCAUGAGUACAGUUUCAGAUACUUCUCCAAAGGUGAAUGCUCCAACAAAUGAUGAUUGGUCAUCGAGUUCAACUUCUGCGAGUCCAAAGGAACAAAUUGUGUAAAUAUUCAACAAAUUAUUUCUUUAUCGAAA